UACUACUUCUGUUUGACCACCUCCAAACUUUAAACCCAACCUCCGUCUCUCUCUUUCCCCCGACUUUCCUUCGACUUUCUCGAGAAAAUCUAGCUCCGAUAAAAAUCUCGGCUUCACUCCACAAAUACUACAUACAUACCUAUACGUACAAAUACUACAUAAAUAAAUAUGGAUCGGAGGAGGCCUGCGAGUCCGGUGUACUCGCGGCAAUGGAGCGGGUCAAGCAGCACGGGGUCAUCGUCGCCGGCUAUGUCUCCGGCGCAUCCGAACUCGCGCCAGUUGACUACUGGAUUCUCCAGCGUCAAGCGCACCCAAAACGCCGCCGCUAGAGUCGCCGCGCAGCGGCUGGCUAAGGUAAUGGCAUCACAGGCCACCGCCGAUGAGGACGAGGACGAGGACGACGAUCUCGGCUUCCGAUUCGGAGCCCCGCCUCCACCUGCACCCUCAUAUCACUCUGCCGCCAGCAGUAAUAGUAAUAAUAGUAGUGCUACUAUUCCUGCGAUUUCGGUUACUCGGCCUAAUCGAUCUCCAUCACCUGCAUUAGGUCGGAACUUUGUAGAGCAUGUUCCUACUGUUCGCUCCACAUCGACUGGAAGACCGUCAAGGUCAGUUCGUUCAACGGCUUUCGUGCCACCCAGCAAAUCGUCACUUAGGACACCGAUGACCAUACCUCCGAUCGAACCUCCUACUAGUAGGAACAGAGAGAAAAGGUAUACACCAGAUAUUGGUCAGCUCAACUUAAAAGAUACAGGAGAUCAGCGUGAGGCUUCUGCCCUUCGCGAUGAGCUUGACAUGCUACAAGAAGAAAAUGAUGUCAUAAUUGAUAAGCUUAGACGCGCUGAAGAAAGACGUGAGGAGGCAGAGGCUAGAGCUAGGGAGCUUGAGAAACAGGUUGCUGCUCUUGGAGAGGGUGUAUCCCUCGAAGCCAAAUUGUUGAGCAGGAAGGAAGCAGCAUUGCGUCAAAGAGAGGCUGCUCUAAAGGCUGCAAAACAAACGAACGAUGGCAGGGAUGACGAAAUAUCAGUUCUUCGUAGAGACGUCGAGAACUUGAAAGAUGAGGCUGCAACAGCUCUGGAACACCUCCAAGAAGCAGAAUCCGAAGCAAAGGCUCUCCGGUCAAUGACACAGAGAAUGGUUUUGACUCAAGAAGAGAUGGAGGAAGUUGUUCUGAAGAGAUGUUGGCUUGCCCGCUAUUGGGGUUUAGCUGUAAAGCAUGGCAUAUGCACAGAUAUAUCACUUUCAAAGCAUGAGCAUUGGUCGUCUUUAGCCCCUCUUCCAUUUGAAGUUGUCAUUUCUGCUGGACAAAAGGCUAAGGAGGAAUCUUGGAAUAGAGGUGGCAAUGAUCCAGACAGGAGCAAGCUUGUCCGGGAUAUAAGUGAUCUCACGGGAGAAGGAAAUAUAGAGAGUAUGCUUUCAGUUGAAAUGGGUUUGAGAGAAUUGGCUUCUCUAAAGGUUGAGGAUGCUGUUGUGCUAGCGCUGGCCCAACAAAGACGUCUGAAUUUGGUUCGGCAGUACAGUCUAGAUUCCAAAUCAACCGGUGAUCCCAAGUUUAUGGAGGCAUUUGAAUUAAGUGAAGAGGAGGCAGAAGAUGUCCUUUUCAAAGAGGCUUGGCUGACUUACUUUUGGAGAAGAGCUAAAGCACAUGGAGUUGAAGAGGAUAUAGCAGAAGAGCGGCUUCAGUUUUGGAUCACCCGUAGCGGGCAGUCACCAACUUCACAUGAUGCAGUGGAUGUGGAACGAGGUUUAUUGGAGCUGAGAAAGCUGGGGAUAGAACAGCAACUUUGGGAAGCAUCUAGGAAGGAAAUCGAUCAGUCUUCUUCUUCUACAGCUGCUAAUCACAAACCCAAUGCAGAUUCAGAGACCUCGUGAAGGAACGCACCUUGAUAAGUGGUCAAUUCUUUUAAAGUAUAUUAUAUUUUUCAUAUUUGUUUUUCUACACAAGGUUUUCAUCCAUCUUGGUAGUAUCCCUCUUAUUGUCUUUUCGCCACGCCUAGUCUCAAAAUCAUACUUGUGUAGUGGUUGAUCACGCGUCUAAGAUUAACUAGAGACAGGAGUGUUACAAGAUGUAGGUGGGGAUUGUAAAACGGGAGAUAUUUCCUUUAUUUUUUCAUCUUUGAUUAUAUUCAAGUUGUGGUUAUACCAAA
Messenger RNA from Carya illinoinensis, 2144 nucleotides. Its product is annotated as coiled-coil domain-containing protein SCD2-like. The transcript has 17 exons. Gene Ontology annotation, biological process: cytokinesis by cell plate formation. Bases 169 to 1869 code for a protein of 566 amino acids. The record is from RefSeq and is a predicted model, not a curated record. NCBI's taxonomy places the organism in Eukaryota, Viridiplantae, Streptophyta, Magnoliopsida, Fagales, Juglandaceae.